Messenger RNA from Aplysia californica (California sea hare), 309 nucleotides. RefSeq names its product apolipoprotein D. The transcript is spliced from 3 exons. Lineage: Eukaryota; Metazoa; Mollusca; Gastropoda; Aplysiida; Aplysiidae. The record is from RefSeq and is a predicted model, not a curated record. The coding region runs from base 1 to 309 and encodes 102 amino acids.
AUGUGUUCUCUGGUUCUAUACCUUGUGGUGCUGGUCGUUCUCGUGAUAGAGUGCUCAGCCUUCCUCGUCUUUUCGCCAGGCGUCUGUCCCAGUGUGCCAUCCAUGUUGACCUUUGACCUGAAGAAUUUCCUGGGCAGAUGGUACAUCUACGAGACCUUUGAUGUGCCUUUCCAGUACGGCAUCUCUUUGUCCUUACUGGAAGGUCGGCAGCCCAACUACCGUGUGGUCAGCACCGACUACACUAGCUAUGCCGUGAUCUACUCGUGCACGCGGCCCACCGUCCUUCCUUUCCGUAUGGGUGAGAACUAG